Olea europaea var. sylvestris is the source of this 1172-nucleotide messenger RNA. RefSeq lists its product as uncharacterized. Gene Ontology annotation, molecular function: DNA binding. The coding region runs from base 115 to 927 and encodes 270 amino acids. The transcript is spliced from 2 exons. The record is from RefSeq and is a predicted model, not a curated record. Lineage: Eukaryota; Viridiplantae; Streptophyta; Magnoliopsida; Lamiales; Oleaceae.
CUGUUUUCAUAGCACCGAACUCCAGCCAUUUUCUCCUAGGGCUUCUCUGUGCUGAAAUUUGAUUUACAUUUUCCAGAUUUCGCUUCCCGUCGCCGGCCAUUGAUGGAAAGUUAGAUGGCAGAUGUAGGUAAGGAAAUUGAUGUGGAGGCGUACUAUCAAUCAGAAGCAAGCAGUGGCGAGAAACGCAAAAGGGAAGGGAAGUUAAGAUCUAAAGUUUGGGAACAUUUCACAAAGCUCAUAAAGGAGGACGGAACAUGUGAUAAAUGUCAAUGCAAUCAUUGCCAGAAGCUGUUUACUUGUGCAGGCAAAAGUGGGACUACCCAUUUACUUCGUCAUGUAAGUGGUGGGAUUUGUCCUUUUUUUAAACAAGAGAAGUAUAAGUCACCAGCGCCGUUAAAUUAUCCAAGAACAAACGGGUUUUCUGUCCCGUGGAAAUAUAAUCCAGGUCCCGCCCAACAAUCCGCUGAUGUUGAGGUUGAACUACUACCAGAGGGGUUAACUAAUCUUGAACAUCAGGCAGGUAAUGAAAUACAAGAUGACAAUGGAGUUCAAAAACAGACGCCUUCAAAUGGAAAACUUCCUCAGCAAUCUGCCGUAAAACCUCAUCCUAAAGUCGAGCCAUUGAUGAAUGAGUUAAGGGCUUGUCUAGCGAAACUUGCUGAGUUUACAAAUGUAAGGAUUCCAACGGGAUCCCUUACAGCGGCGCCUGUUUGUGCUCCGGAUUACUCGAUAGCUGCUGCUCUCAAGUGUUUGAAUGAAAUGGUGGAUAUCCCACAGUCGAGCGAAAUGUACUUAGAUGCUUUUGAGAUUUUGCAAGAUGAAUGUCAAAGAGAAUGUUUUAUUUGUUUGCCCCCUGAACCGCGCAGGAGAUGGAUGCAAAGGAUGUUGCACCGGCGUCAUCCUCUGAGUUACAGUUCUAGUAUUUAGCGGUGUUCCUGGUGGUUGGUUGUAGCACUUUUCGCCGCUGGCUGGUGUAUUAUUCUGAAGAUCUUUUGUACUUUUUAAACAAAAAUAGUGGGGAAGGCUCUGCUGUGGACUUCAUUUGGCUUUGGCAGAUGUAGUGCAUGAUUGUAAUAGAAGGACAAAGGGUGUAUAGAAGUAGGUUCGGAACUUAGACUCUCAUUAAGCCAUAUUUAGUUUGGCUCGAAAUUAGAUUUGUGUAGAUUUUGAUA